AUGUCGAGCGCCCACCUGCCGCGGGGGCGGCGGGACUCUCCGGUGCCCCCGGCUCUGGAGCGGCGGAGCCUGCUGGCGGCGCGGCUGCACGGCACGGGCCAGAGUCGGUUCCCGCUCCACAGGCUGGUGGUGGUGGCGCAGCUGGGCGAGGGGGCCGAGGCGGCGGCGGUCACAGGUGCGUGCCCGCGGCGCUGGGUUGCAGGAGGGGCCCUGUGGGGGUUUGGGGCGGCCUGUCCAUAUGACAAACUGCCGAUUUUACUUUUGGCAGGUUACCACAAAAGCCUGUUUGAAAAUGCAUUAAAAUGCCACUCAGGAGAACCAGUCUCAGGUCUACUUCUUCUGUAUUCCAGUUGUGUUCUUCAUGUAAUAGAGUCUUGCAUUGGUACAAUACAUCUUAUCAUCCAAGAUUUAGCUUCUCUCCAAAAUCAAGGACAUAAGAUGGAAUUCACCUUUCCACUCAGUGCUUUACUCCAGGAAAUUAAAGUUUUAGUGGUGUCGCAUAACAUCCCAGCCAGACUGUUCCCAGACUGGUAUGCUACAACAGUGACGCCUCCUGUGACUUAUCUACAAGAUGCAACACAAUCACAGUCUACAGUAGAGGUAGUCACAGAGUGUCUUACUCUCCUCUUCAAACUGGCAGCUUAUGUUCCAAGAAUGUUUGAGGAUGACAGUGAAGAUCUGAGUAACAAUCUACAUACUCUUGCACCUGAGCUGCUAAUCCCAGCAGAGACAAUUAACUAUUUGUGUAACAUUGAGGAAUGUGCAAAUCCAGAAGAAUUUCUGAAAAUGUAUUUAAAUCCUUUACAGCCUGCUAUGGAUUCAGAAACUGUAUGGCCUGCCCCAUCACAUUUCUUUGCAUGA
This is a messenger RNA of Rhea pennata, 861 nucleotides long. RefSeq names its product testis expressed 47 (gene TEX47). Lineage: Eukaryota; Metazoa; Chordata; Aves; Rheiformes; Rheidae. The record is from RefSeq and is a predicted model, not a curated record.